UCAAACCUUCUUCAUAGUUGAGAAUAGUCGCAGCUUCCAGGUGACAUAACAUGGUGAUGUCUUCUUCAAAGUCAGAACCUGACGACGAUAGUUCAUCUUCUUGCUAUGAUUCUCCCUCGUUGGCGAAAACACUAUUUGAUGAACAAUCAAAAGAAGAUGACAGUAUUUCAAAAAAGAAUUAUGAUUUGAUUCAUACCACUGCCAUCAAUGCUUCACUAAUAGUUUCAACAUUUUUGAGAGGUAAGAAGUGUGGUCAUGGGGGUACAACAAGUAGUAGGCGUUAUAUUCAUCGCGAUAGAAGAAAACGUCAUGAGGUAAUUAUUAGAGACUAUUUCAAUGGUGAGAAAUCAAAGUAUACACCAGAUCAUUUUCGCAGAAGAUUUCGAAUGGAUGUGGAACUAUUUACUCGCAUUUUGGAAGCAAUUGAGAAAAAUGAUAUUUACUUCUCUUCAAAGUUUGAUGCGACCGGAAGAAAAGGCCUGAGUCCUUUACAGAAAACAAUAGCUGCGGUGCGGAUGCUUGCUUAUAGUUGUUCAGUUGAUCUUUUGGAUGAAUAUGUUCAAAUUGGGGAAAUCACUGCAAUUGAAAGCCUUAAGCAUUUUUGUGAUGCCGUGAUAAGUGUUUUUGAACAAGAAUAUUUGAGAAAACCAAAUAAAAAGGAUAUUUCAGGAUUGCUUCAAGAAGCGGAAAAACGAGGUUUUCCUGGUAUGUUAGGGAGUCUUGAUUGUAUGCACUGACAUUGGAAGAAUUGUCCAACCGCUUGGCAUGGUACACAUACAAAUGGUUUUAAACGAGUCCCGACUCUCAUAUUAGAGAUUGUAGCUUCAAAGAAUUUGUGGAUUUGGCAUGCAUUAUUUGGUAUGGCUGGUACGAAUAAUGACAUAACGGUAUUAGACAGAUCUUCACUAUUUGAUGAUAUUAUUAAUGGUGUUACACCACCACGUCGCUAUGUAGUGCAAGGGCAUCAAUAUGAUAUGGGGUAUUAUUUGACUGAUGGAAUUUACCCACAACAUGCUACGUUGAUGCAGUCUAUCUCUCAGCCUUCUUCUCUUAAAGAGAACAUAUUUUCUCAACGCCAAGAAGCUACAAGGAAGGAUGUGGAGCGUGCUUUUGGAGUUUUGCAAAGUGGAUGACAUAUUGUUAAAGGUCCCGCGCGUAUGUGGAAGGAAAAAGACUUGGAGAAGAUAAUGAAAACUUAUAUCAUCUUGCAUAAUAUGAUCAUUGAGAGUGGAAGUUGUCAAGGAGUGAAUCCUGAAAAUUGGCAACCUCUUGGAGAUGAAAGGGUUGAAAAUGUGGAAUUAGAGCGUGAUUAUAAUUUUAUUGUCUCGAAUGAUCAGAAGAAUGAAACAAGUUCAAGACAAGAGAGUUCAUACAGACUUGAAAAAUGAUCUCAUCAAUCAUAUAUGGGAGCUAUAUGGUGGUCAACAAGCAAGCUGAUAUUAAAGUAGAUCUUUUAAUGAGAAAGUCUUAUAAUAGUCAUUGAAGUUUAUUUUUAUUUCGAUGAAUGAUGUUAUACUCUUAAUCAUUAUUCUCAAAAUUGUGUCAAAUUUUUUAGAAUUAAUUAUUUUUUUGGAUUGAUUAUUUACAAUAAGUUAGUUCUAAUUGUAAUGUUUUUUAAUUUAUUAUUUCGAAUUAAUGAUUACUUAGAUUUCUGAUAAAUCUUAAUGGGGUUGUUGUGUUUUUC
Molecule: messenger RNA, 1684 nt
Organism: Cuscuta europaea
Lineage: Eukaryota; Viridiplantae; Streptophyta; Magnoliopsida; Solanales; Convolvulaceae
Source: the annotation of a GenBank genome assembly